Molecule: messenger RNA, 2833 nt
Organism: Monascus purpureus
Lineage: Eukaryota; Fungi; Ascomycota; Eurotiomycetes; Eurotiales; Aspergillaceae
Source: the annotation of a GenBank genome assembly
GCGGAAUCAAGGCUUCUCACGCCCUCGCAUACACGCAAGGAUUGAUCCUCCAGGGAUACCAUAUAGAGUGUUCCGAUCAAUGUGUUACGGCAUAGAGGGAUGUAAGGAAUACAGCGUAGUAUUAUGGGCGCCCUUGCAACAGCUGCGAACGCGAUGCGCGAGACCGUAUUGGAACAAAUGAUGCCCUUAGUAAUACAGGUAGUAUUGCUUCACCAUUGGAUUCAGCCAAUAAGUAGGUGAUGUACCCAGAAUUAUUGUAACUGAAACAGGAUUCGUCUUCGGUCUGUCUGUGUCUCACAGGGUUAUUAUUAUUAACGGUGUCCGUUUCGGACUAAGGCAGCGAGAGCGGAUACCGAUCCCGUCGAGUGCACGGUAUUAGCGUUCUCCGCGUCCACAUCGCGACGCGAUGAAUUGACGUUUUUCUCUCGCCCUUCUCCCCUCGAUCCUUUUCUCUUCUUUCUUAACCAUCUUUUAUGGAUCGUCCCAGUGCUCUCUCGAACUGCUAGUCUACCCCAUUUGAUAUUUCUCUUAUUAUUUCUCCUUAGUUAAGUUCCUUUUUGGUCAUUGCGUUUCUGUUUAUGAAGCAUUUACCUCGCCGGCAAUUGGAAUGACGCGGCCCUCUUCCUAUCAUAAGCAUGUCUGAUCCAGAAUCUGCUGGAGCUGCUGCGGCAAGUCCACUGUCUCCGGAAUCAGCGGGUGUCUCCGAGAAUGCUACCCAGAAUUACGCGUUUCUUGUCCAUUCGCAGAGGACAUUGACACAAAACUUACCUCCGCGUGUCGAUAACAAAUUAUUAGCACGCCAGAAGCGUCGGAGGACCAGCCCACAGGACCACAAAGUUCUCGAGGAGGAGUAUCAGCGGAACCCGAAACCGGACAAGGCUACCCGUGCAGUUAUUACCAAACGCGUCUCUUUGGGCGAGAAGGAGGUUCAGGUUUGGUUUCAGAACCGCCGUCAGAAUGACCGUCGGAGAUCGAAGCCCUUGGAGCCUCAUGAACUUGUCGGUCCUAAGUCCGGUAUGACUGUGACCGAUCCUUCUGAACGAAUUGCCGAUGACGGCGACAGUACAUCUGCAGACAUGAAAGGGCAAUUUAUUUAUCAUGAAAAAUGUGCUGUCAACGAAGACUGUGCAGGAAAAUCUUUGGAUGACCAAGAUGAGCCGUCGUCCUUAGAGUCGGAUGCUUCGUCUGGGGAUCAAGAGGAGCCUGGGCAGCUAAGCACACAGACCAGCCUAACAACAGAGUAUGUGGGAAAUAGUCAACAGUAUGCACAGGAAAACAAUUCCGGGUCUGGAACAGUGGAUAAUCAGCAAAACAUGCCGACCGACCAAUCCAGCUCGAGGAAGCGUGCCUUUUCUGAUAUUCAUAGCCAUGAACUGGACGGUCAAUUACUGUUGAGGGGAGAUAGGUUGCUGGAGGUGAAAUCACCACCAUCACUGCGACUAUCCCUGUCAUUUGAUGGGGAGGCAAUGCUUCGAAAGGAAGACGAACUAUCUCCGUCUUCUCACAAAGGACGAAAUGCGCUGAGAAUUGCCAUGUCUUCGGAUGGGAAAGCAGUCAUUCGCGCCGGUGGUGAACCAUCCCCAUCCAAAAACAGGGUGUCUAUGUUUUCGACCAGGACCCCCAGAUUGGCGGGCAUUCGAAGAAGCAGCAGCGCGGUUAUCCUUGGAACACCGCGGACCGGUGCAGCUUUUGGAAGAUCACGCGAUCCCCGCAAUUGGGAAUCCUUUUUCGACACCGACGCACGAAGCGCCUUGUCAACCCCGGCUUGCUCCCAAACAAAGUCAAGGAUUGAUUCGCCCAGCCUUUUCCGUUCCCGAAGCCAGCGUUCUCUGAGCCGAAGUUUCUCGGGGAGACACGACAUUCUGGCGACUAGCGCGGAAACAUCUAACACAGCGAGUUCUCAAACUGCGCUUAAGAAACGGAAGCUCUCCCGCACUGUUUCAUCUUUGGGUAGGCUCGAGUCCGCACUCGGCGCUCCAAAUGGCAAGGCAUCUGUUUACCCAAUGAAAGCGUCAAAAGUCCUCGAAGAUGCUAAGAAAGACCUGGAUGACUAUGAGAAGCACCUUGGUGAUUCAGACAAGGAAAACUGGAUACCGGGAACUCGAACAUCGCAUGUCCGUCGACGCAUAGCUGCUAAUAGCUCUCGACGCGCUGUGUUGAAAGACCCAGGUUCUCGGGCUGGUAAAGGUAACAUGAACUUGGGUUCGAUGUCCAACAACAGGGCCACUCGAAACUUUCAGGGACAGUGGCAUAAAUCCAAUGGACAAGAAAGCAAAUUAAUGCCAGAACUUAAUGCGGACGUCUCUGCAUUUAUGGCCGGUGGCAGCGGCCCAAGUCAAGAGGAAGAUCUCGAUUGUAUCCAAGGGUUGCUGUCAUUGAGUCAAGGUGCUUGGAGAUAGGACAGUCUGCUCUUGCCUAUUUUUUUCUUUUUAAAUACCCCAUUUCCUUUGUUGACUAAUUUUCCUUUGUCUUUUUCCUGAUAUGUUGAGAGUCUUGUUGAAACAAGCGAUUUCCGCGUAUACAUUGCGAGUAGACGCUCAUUUAACAAUGUUCGAAUAGUCCUGUUCUCACGCUUUUUUUUGCUCCAACUGACCAUUUCCUGGUUCAAGCCGAUUUUCCCCUGGAUAUCUGCGUCUAACUCGAGUACUUCCAAGAUGAUGUUUGAGCUGGGUCGAAAAUGAGAACUUUCGGUUUUGGAAGACCCGACAGAAAGAGAUACCCAAAUAUGAUAUCAAGAAAAAUGUGACAUUGAGUUUGGAUCGAUUGGAGCCGUUUUCGGCCUCUGUAUUAUGGUCUCGCAUUAUGCAAUGGGAAGAAUAAUGUUGGAAGGAGG